UGUAAGGACCUCUUGGCUCUCAAGAUGGCGUCCGACGAGGAACACGUUCACGUUUCAGAUGAAUCUGAACCAAAACCAAAGUCAAAAACGAAGAAACCCAAAGAACCUGGCAUAAUAUUCCUUAGUAGAAUCCCAAUGAUGAUGAACGUUACAACGAUCCGAAGUAUUUUUUGCCAGUAUGGGGAAAUAGGAAAGAUUUUCUUACAGCCAGACACCAAAGCCCACAAGCGAGGGAAGAAAGUGAGGUGUUUCAGUGAAGGUUGGGUGGAGUUCGAGGACAAGAGGAAGGCGAAGAAAGUGGCAGCCAACCUAAACAACCAGCAGAUAGGAGGCAAAAGGAAACAUCCAUGGUUUGAAGAAAUCUGGAACAUCAAAUAUUUGUCUAAAUUCAAAUGGGCACAUCUCAAUGAAAGACUGGCCUAUGAGAAGGCAGCCCAUGAACAAAGAAUGAGGACAGAGAUCUCUCAGGUGAAACGUGAAGCUGACUUCCAUAAACAGAAUUUCGAAAAGAGUAGAAUGUUGAAAGACAUUGAGCAGAGGAAACGGAAACAGGGAGAGACGUUUGAGGUGCAGAAUUUUAAAUUCAAACUGAGAGACACUGAAGAUGAGAUUUUGGCAAAGAAACAAAAACUUGGAAGUGAAAAGAAGCCAGAACGACUUAGUGCAAAAGCUGCUGGGUCAAGCAAGUCAUUCCUUUCCAGUUUGUUCUCAGGUGGGGGGAAGAUGAAAGAUGAGGAUGAAUAAAACAAGAAUAAAACAUG
Haliotis rufescens (red abalone) is the source of this 761-nucleotide messenger RNA. Its product is annotated as activator of basal transcription 1-like. Gene Ontology annotation, cellular component: nucleolus. NCBI's taxonomy places the organism in Eukaryota, Metazoa, Mollusca, Gastropoda, Lepetellida, Haliotidae. The coding region runs from base 25 to 744 and encodes 239 amino acids. The transcript is spliced from 2 exons. The record is from RefSeq and is a predicted model, not a curated record. Gene Ontology annotation, molecular function: RNA binding. Gene Ontology annotation, biological process: small-subunit processome assembly; endonucleolytic cleavage to generate mature 5'-end of SSU-rRNA from (SSU-rRNA, 5.8S rRNA, LSU-rRNA); endonucleolytic cleavage in 5'-ETS of tricistronic rRNA transcript (SSU-rRNA, 5.8S rRNA, LSU-rRNA).